This is a messenger RNA of Mus pahari (shrew mouse), 681 nucleotides long. RefSeq names its product hemoglobin subunit epsilon 1 (gene Hbe1). Gene Ontology annotation, molecular function: hemoglobin alpha binding; haptoglobin binding; heme binding. Gene Ontology annotation, biological process: hydrogen peroxide catabolic process; oxygen transport. Lineage: Eukaryota; Metazoa; Chordata; Mammalia; Rodentia; Muridae. The record is from RefSeq and is a predicted model, not a curated record. The transcript has 3 exons. Gene Ontology annotation, cellular component: hemoglobin complex; haptoglobin-hemoglobin complex; blood microparticle. Bases 70 to 552 code for a protein of 160 amino acids.
UUUCUAGCAGCAGUACGUACUUGCUUCUGACACUCCUGUGAUCACCAGCAACCUCCCAGACUUGCCACCAUGGUGAACUUUACUGCUGAGGAAAAGACCCUCAUCAAUGGCCUGUGGAGUAAGGUGAACGUUGAAGAUAUUGGUGGUGAAGCCUUGGGAAGGAUCCGUUAUAUUUCUACAUGUCUUUCUCCACUUCACAGGCUUCUUGUUGUGUACCCAUGGACCCAGAGAUUCUUUGACAGCUUUGGGAACUUGUCCUCUGCCUCUGCCAUCAUGGGCAACCCAAGGGUCAAAGCCCAUGGCAAGAAGGUGCUGACUUCUUUUGGAGAAUCCAUUAAGAACCUGGACAACCUCAAGUCUGCCUUGGCCAAGCUCAGUGAGCUGCACUGUGACAAGCUACAUGUGGAUCCUGAGAACUUCAAACUCUUGGGUAAUGUGUUGGUGAUUGUUUUGGCUAGUCACUUCGGCAACGAAUUCACAGCUGAGAUGCAGGCUGCCUGGCAGAAGCUGGUGGCUGGGGUGGCCACUGCGCUGUCCCACAAGUACCACUGAGCCCUCUCUCUAGCUGUCCAGCAAUCUUGUGUGUCUGCUAUGUCUUCUUUCUGCACAUGAAUACUGGACUCAUCCUUGAAAGCACAUCAUGUUUAAUAAAGAUCAUCCUUCCUGGUAAUCAAAAAUUCA